Molecule: messenger RNA, 3712 nt
Organism: Lytechinus pictus (painted urchin)
Lineage: Eukaryota; Metazoa; Echinodermata; Echinoidea; Temnopleuroida; Toxopneustidae
Product: serine/threonine-protein phosphatase 2A 55 kDa regulatory subunit B delta isoform-like
Exons: 6
Coding region: 16-1242 (408 amino acids)
Cellular component (GO): protein phosphatase type 2A complex; cytosol
Molecular function (GO): protein binding; protein phosphatase regulator activity
Source: RefSeq, a predicted model, not a curated record
UAGAAAUCUACCUACAUGUAUUCGGACUUUAUCAAAUUAUUAUUUGUUUCUUAUCUUUGUUUUUUUUUUCAGUCAAGAAAUUCCACACCACCAAGGGGUGAAUACAAUGUGUACAGCACCUUCCAAAGCCACGAGCCUGAAUUUGACUAUCUCAAAAGUUUAGAAAUAGAAGAAAAAAUUAAUAAAAUCAAAUGGCUUCCCAGGCAAAAUCACGCACAUUUCCUUCUUUCAACUAAUGAUAAAACUGUCAAAUUAUGGAAAGUAUCUGAAAGGGACAAGAAAUGGACGGGUUCGUCCAACCUGAUGGGGGAGGAUGGAAUUCUCCUUGAUCCAGCCAGUAUCACCUCCGUCAGGUUACCCAAGGUGGAACCCAUGGAGCUGAUGGUGGAGGCAAGCCCAAGGAGGGUGUUUGCCAACGCACACACCUACCACAUCAACUCAAUAUCCGUCAAUAGUGAUGGCGAAACGUACAUAUCAGCGGAUGAUCUCCGGAUUAACCUCUGGCAUCUAGGCAUCACCGAUCAGAGUUUCAAUAUUGUAGAUAUAAAACCAGCCAACAUGGAGGAUCUAACAGAGGUCAUCACGGCGGCUGAGUUCCAUCCAAAGGAUUGUAAUUUAUUUGUGUAUAGCAGUUCCAAAGGAACUAUUAGGGUAUGUGACAUGCGCCAGUCCGCACUCUGCGACCAGAGCGCUAGAAUCUUUGAAGAACCGGAGGAUCCGAGCAAUAGGUCAUUCUUUUCAGAAAUUAUUUCAUCAAUAUCAGAUGUCAGGUUUAGUCACAGUGGUAGAUUUCUUAUAUCAAGAGACUAUCUUUCAGUAAAGGUGUGGGAUCUUCUUAUGGAUUCCAAGCCAGUAGAAACCUUUCCCGUCCACGAGUACCUUCGAAGCAAGCUAUGUUCUCUCUAUGAGAAUGACUGCAUAUUUGACAAGUUUGAGUGUGUAUGGAAUGGCUCAGACAGUUCAAUCAUGACAGGCUCAUACAACAACUUCUUCAGGAUAUUUGACCGCAGCACGAGUCGUGACGUCACCCUGGAGGCCUCCCGCGAGAACACGAAACCUCUCCAAGUGCUGAAGCCGCGGCGGGUCGGCACCGGCAGCAAGCGGAAAAAGGACGAGAUCAGCGUUGACAGCCUGGACUUCAACCGCAAGAUCCUCCACACUGCAUGGCACCCGCGGGAGAACAUCCUGGCAGUAGCAGCUACAAAUAACUUGUACCUCUUCCAAGAGAAGCCUCCCAGCUAAGCCAUGGCCUUACUUGCACCACCUUUACUGUAGUCUCUUUGGAAAUAUAGAAUCACCCUCUCUACAUAGAGAAAGAGAGGGACUUAUAGGUUAUUUGAGAAGUGAUUUGGGAAGGACAGAUUUAUGUUCAAGUGUUUGGGUAUUGGUCGGCAUGGCAUUGAGUGACUGGAACAACAAACAACUCCCAUUGGAAAUCAAGUCGGAUGUCUUGCUACGAAGACUGCAGUAUAUUACUUGCCUUAUGGAGCUCCAUAACGUAAAUAGUCCCCAUGUAAUCUCUUUAGUAUAUGACAGAAAUAUUCUCUGACAAACUUGACGGCAACAUACGUGAAUAUUAGAGAUGAAUUGUUAUAGAUAAAUACAAUACCAAAAUUACGUAAGAUUCAUAUUGCAUUGGUAAUAUAUUUGUGCUUUUCAGUUGUCUGUAUGCAAUUACUUUCCACUUUGCACAAAUGACAUGAUUUACAUUAAUAUUCACCAGCGCCCAGUCAGGGUUGGUGUUUAAAAAAAAACAAUAACAUCAUUAUCAGAAUGAUUUAAAAACAAUGUUUGUAAAAAAAAAAUGCCUGAUCAUAAACCCCCAUGUAAAGAAAAUGAUGCAAACUGCUAGAUUUGUCCUCUGGAAAGAAAAGAAGUUAUGAUACAAUAUACGUUGAUAUGUUACUUUCCCGUCUAACAAAGAAGGAAAAUAAUGUUGAUUUCAGUAUGGUAUUUAAGUAGCCUCUGAGCCUGAGGGAUACAAUAUGUAUGCUUGGUGAUAGAACUAUGUAUCUCAAACAAGUUGAAUGUCGAAGAAAGUAUAAGUCUGGCUACCUUAUCACGACAUCUCAUGUUUAAGUCUUCUUCACUUCUCACUAUUCUGAUGUCUUGACUAGGUAUGAUUUAAUUAAUCUUUCUUGAUAACCUUAUUUCCAAUCCAAAGGGAAAUGCUGUUUUUCUAUUUUUGAGCAGAUUCAUCCUUUUUUUCCAGUUAUAGGAGUUGGGAGGUCUGUAUACUGGCUCAUUUGUGGAGAAAAAUAAUUCUAUGGCAUUUGGACAGGAAAUGACUUUCUGGAACAGUCAAAAGGGACUUUCCCCAAAAUUUGAGGGACAUUGUCUGGUCACAUCGGGAGUGAUAUGCAAUGUAACAUGUCUGAGUAAGAUGAAGAUUCGUGAGUGUAUGAGUUGCAGAAUAUGGUUAGUGUGUGGUAUUUAGUCUCAUUGGUCAUCAAUGCUGAAGAGAAUUAGGUGCUACUUCACUGCUCACCAUAGAUGAUCACCAUACUGAUCAACCCAAUUGAUAAGAAAACUGUUCAAGAAAUGGCAUACCCCAAGGGGAAUAGAGAGAAACAAAGAAACAUAUUCUAUUUUAAGCAAGUGGAAUCAGACUGGUGUUUCAUAAAGCUGUUCCUAAUGUUACAAAUUACUUUUGGCAUGACUGGAACAUGUUCUUAGGUGCUAUAAAGUCAGCUACAUAGGGAUAUUUAGCACAAGAAAGGAUAACCAGUCAGGCAUACUUGUUUGUAAGUUAUGAACAGCUUCAUGAAGCACGUUUCAUGAAAGAAAUUGUCAGACGUUUUAUCCCACAAGUACUGUUUUAUCCAACAGUUACCAUGGUAACAGUGCCUCUCAGCCAAUCAUAAUCAAGGAAAUGUGUCGGACCUGACAACUUGUCGGACAAAAAUGUUGAUGAAACGCUAACUAGGAAUGGAGUUAGGCUUGGAGUUUUGGUUGAUGAGGCUGCUGGGAGAUGGUUUCUCUCUUAACCCUAAAAUGGCCGGGGGGGGGGUUGAAUCAACCCCCCCCUCAACAUUUUCUGCGAUCAUUCCGCCGCGCGAGAUUUUUUGACCGCGCCACUCGCAGAGUUUAUACUUUUAAGUCUCGCGCAUCUUUUGAGACCAAAUUUACGACACCCGGGUACGCGGUUCCGAAAUUACGCAACAUUUUGUAAGUGCAUGUCAGCCCAAAAAUUGUUCCAAAACGUGAUUUUGUGUACAAAGUCAAUGCAAAUUGAGUUUUCUCAUCUUAUUCAUAAAGAUAUGAUUAUUUUUACUUUAAACAGCUGAAAGCAAUUGAUUUUAGCAUAAUUAUGCUUCAAAAAGGUUAUGCAAUAAAUCUGGUGAAAAAAAAGAAGAAAAACAAAAGGUUGAAAAACAAAAAAAUACAUAAGAAAUUCAUAAAACAAUAAAAUACAUAAGAAAUUGAUUUCCAAACCGAAGUUUUUUUCAAUUGCCAUUGUUAAGAAUGCUACAAAGAAUAUUUUAACCAAAAAUUAGCAUUCUAGGGGCUUUAUUUAGUGAAUUAGAGCAAAAAGUAUGAUUUAUGCAUAAAUUAGCAUAAUUAAUUCAUAUAAAAUAAAAUCUCAUUAUUUUGGAAAAUUUUACCAUACAGCCUUGUAGAUUACAUCGCACACUACCAGACUGCAAAUUUUUGCGGCGCUCGCGCGAUCGGCGGUCGAGAUCUCAGGGGGGGGGUUGAAUCAACCCCCCCC